This is a messenger RNA of Elaeis guineensis (African oil palm), 651 nucleotides long. RefSeq names its product cysteine-rich repeat secretory protein 38-like. NCBI's taxonomy places the organism in Eukaryota, Viridiplantae, Streptophyta, Magnoliopsida, Arecales, Arecaceae. The record is from RefSeq and is a predicted model, not a curated record.
AUGAAAGACUCCACACCCCACAACAUCCACCGUUUGCUCUUCCUCUCGACCCCUUCCGAUGACACCAUGGCAUCGAAUCUACCAACGCCUUCCCAUCUCCUCACCAAACUCCCCCAAGUCCUCUUCCUCUCCGCCCUUUUCACUACCAUCUACGCCCACCAUGGGGCCACCCAGACCCCCAUCUACGUGUGCGACACCGACUCCAGCUACACCACCAACAGCACCUACCACUCCAACCUCAACCUCCUCCUCCCCUCCCUCUCCUCCGCCACCCGUUCCACCGGCUUCGCCACCCUGUCCAAGGGCCAGCCCCCCGACCAAGUCUUCGGCCUCGCCCUCUGCCGCGGCGACGUCUCCCAAGACGAGUGCCGAUCUUGCCUCUCCACCGCCGACCAAGACCUCCUCCAGCUCUGCCCCUCGGGGAAGUCCGCGGCCAUUUGGCCCGAGAACUGCUUCCUCCGCUACUCCAACCGCAGCUUCUCCUCCUCCUUAUCCGAUGACAUCUCAUUCAGCGAGAUCGUCUGCGAUGUCGGGAACGUAUCGGAACCGACGAGGUUCGAGCACUUGGUGAGCGAGCUAUUGAACAAAUUGACGGAGCAGGCGGCGUACCAGUCGGCGCUUAUGUUCGCACCCCGGGGGCAGAAUUCAUGA